GAUCAACGUGGGCGCCCAAGUCUUGCUGUUUCGCGUACCAGGACGGGCGCUGGCAUCUCCGGCUGGGAACGGGAACUCGGCCAUUUUGUCACUGACCGACAACCCCGCAAUACCUUGUUUGGCAGUAUUUGGCUCCCAAUCUUCCCCGUCUUGCUCCUCCCAUCCCCUUCUCCCCCGCUCUCGACGGGGCCCGCGAGGUGGUCUAUCCUCCGCUACACUGGAACGUCUCCGUUUCGAUACCCCAACUGGCCCGGAAGACCCUCGCUUCUUGCGCAAUGUUGCCGCUCCAGUCAAUCGAGGCAUCACCCCCGUCACACCGUACCGAGGAGAAUGGGGAAACUCGGCAGCAAAAGCCCAAGGUGCUGCCGUGCAAAUAUUGCAGCAAGCGCUUCAGACGCGUGGAGCAUGUCCAGAGACACGAAAGAACCCAUACCAAGGAAAAGCCCUUUGCCUGUCUCUGGCCUCGUUGUGGGAAGACCUUUGGGCGACGGGACUUACUUGUCCGCCAUGAGAAGCUGGUCCAUCUCAACGAAGGCAGCGGCAAUAAGGAUGGCACCCGGUCACGAAAACUCUCCUCGGCAGGAGUUGCUCCUGGCCCAGCCGAGGCCCAGGUCGACACCGAAAUGCUCGGCAUGCCGCAGCAGCAACAUCAGCAGCAACGGCAACAACAACAACAACAGCAACAACAGAAGCCACGGCUGGUGCACGAUCAGUACCGGACGGACCACGUUCAGCAAUCUGUAAUGUCAUCGCUACCGCCCGACUCGCGCCUUUCCGCACGGGCACCCGCCUGCAAUCUCGAUCUCCUCUCGGAUGCUGCUACCCAUCUCGCGUCCGGUGGGGAGGUCAACAGCAUGCAACCGAACAUGAUGCAAGGGCUCGCUCCGCCGCCGGCAGACUUGGGGCCGGUCAAGGCGUACCAAGACGCGAUGCCGUACGGAGACCGACCGCGAGACCAAGAUCCCGGGGCGUUGGCACCGGGCUAUCCAACGCAGCCACCACCUCCGGUCUUUGACGACUAUAACUUGUUCCUCGAUGAUUAUGCAACCUCUUCUCACUUCCUGCCGCCAUCGCUCGAAGCUGAGCAGGGUUUCGGUAUGUGGUCGCGCCCCUCUGCAGCUGAACUGGGGCGAGGCCUGUCGAAGCCUCCUUCUGCGUUUCCGUCUAGGUUUCCCUCUCUUGCCCCCGAUAUGCGCGAUCCGAACGGAGAAUCGUCAAGAAUUCACGAAGAUGGGACACGAGCGCCGAUCUGGAGGAUAUCAGCAACGGACCACACGGUCAUUAGGAACCGGUUGGACGAGUUCUCCUCAGCCCUGCCUAGCGACUUUGUGUUCCCUUCGCGACACACAUUGAGCAGGUUCCUCGAAGGCUAUAUCAGUGGCUUCCACGAGAACCUCCCCAUCCUCCACUUGCCCACACUGUCUCCGACCGACCUGUCGCCCGAGCUGUUGUUGGCGAUUCUGGCUGUAGGCGCGCAAUACCGUUUUGAAACGAACCGUGGUCAUGCACUGUGGUAUGCUGCAAAAGCUGUAGCACUCGAGCAAAUUCGACGACGGCAUAGUCACGAGGUCCACGGGCUGCUGCCCACGCCAGCCGCCUACAGCCCGCACUCCACACGCCCGUCCCCCAGCGCUGGGUUCCGACAUUCUUUCCCUUCCGUACAUCAAGACCGCCCGAUGACACAGGACACCCACCGCGAGCCAUAUUCCGCAAACACACCCCAGUCGCGGCUCGAGACCAUCCAAGCCCUCCUCCUUCUUUUUGCCGUCGGCCUCUGGGGAGCCAAGGCCAUCCUUCACGAGGCGCUAUCCCUGCAAAGCUUGCUUGCGCUUUUAUUGCGCGAAGAGGGCUUGAGUGCGGAAGCUAACCAGCAAACCACCGACUGGGAAACGUGGAUCCGGUUCGAGGCAAGCACACGAACCAAGCUCGUUGCCUACUGCUUCUUCAACCUCUGCAGCAUCGCGUACAAUACGCCGCCGCUGCUCCUGACGUCCGAGGUUAACCUGUGUUUGCCGAGUCCCUCACGGCUCUGGAGGGCUGAGAAUGCCUGGCAAUGGCAAGAAGCCAGGCAGUCACAUCCCAAUACCGAGGUCUCGCUGCAAGAAGCCUUUGCAAGGCUACUCCACCGCCCUCCGCAGCCCCCUACGCCCCCGCUUACAUCGCUGGGCAGCUACGUUCUUAUUCACGCCUUGAUCCAACACAUCUUCCUGUUGAAGCAGACCUCUUUCUCCAGCAUGACGCCGUUUGGGAUACAAAGGGGGCUGAAAAUGGAGGACGUGGAAGAUAUCAAUCAGGCUCUCCGCGCGUGGAGUGUUAGCUUUGAGCAGCACCGCCAGCUUCGGGCUAAUGAGCUAGCGGCACAUGGAGCUGGGGAGACCUACGCAGAAGGAGCGGUAGCGUUCAACUCGACAGCGUUGCUAAGGCUGGCGUACAUCAGACUGCACACCGAUCUGAGUCCUAGUCGGAGUCUCGAGACGCGAGACCAUGUCAUGAUUGCGCAGGCGUUUAGCGAUGCCCCGCUACUGGUACGAAGCCCGCGCCUCUGUCGCGCAGUGGUCCAGGCCAUCCACGCCCUGUCGAUGCUCGUCAAGAUGGGAGUGAACUAUGUGGCUAAGACCAAGUCGCUGGAGUGGAGCAUGCAACAUUCUUUGUGCAACUUGGAAUGUGCCGUUCUCCUGUCUAAGUGGCUCCUGACCUUGGCAGCUAUCGGCCCGGCUGAGCCGCCCCCAUCAGCCGAGGAGAAGAAUUUGCUCGAAAUGGUCCGCCGCAUGCUGGACGAGACCGAGUUUGCCGUCCCGAUCGAUCCAUCACUAGCAGGAUCGUCGGGCGCCCAGGGCCAGGGUCACAAUCCUUCACGGUCCACGGAUGCGUCCGUUACGGACAGCACCAAACUCAGACAGCUGGCCUGUGCGGUUAUCCGGCUGUGGGCGGAGACCUUCAAAGGCGCCCACAUUUUUGAGAUUGUGCGAAUCAUUGCGGCGGGUCUGGAAGGGUACGCGGAUAUGAUGGAGAAGCCAAGGGAUAGGACACCCCUCGGCAGAAUGGUGCCGAACCAGGGGCUCGGUUGAGCGCCGGCCGGGCCCAUGAUGGACCUUGAUAAUUGAUACCCGUUGUUUCACAACGGAGCAAGACUGUCCGCGCCCAUGCCGCUGGCAUACUGUUCUUCCCCAACGGUGCCCCCCACCAAUUAGCGC
Messenger RNA from Thermothelomyces thermophilus ATCC 42464, 3194 nucleotides. RefSeq lists its product as uncharacterized. The coding region runs from base 276 to 3068 and encodes 930 amino acids. Gene Ontology annotation, biological process: regulation of transcription by RNA polymerase II; DNA-templated transcription. Lineage: Eukaryota; Fungi; Ascomycota; Sordariomycetes; Sordariales; Chaetomiaceae. Gene Ontology annotation, cellular component: chromatin. Gene Ontology annotation, molecular function: RNA polymerase II cis-regulatory region sequence-specific DNA binding; zinc ion binding; DNA-binding transcription factor activity, RNA polymerase II-specific. The record is from RefSeq and is a predicted model, not a curated record. The transcript is spliced from 5 exons.